GAUGAGAUUCGUGCACGCCAUUCUUGUGUUUGGGCUUCUUUCCACUUGUUUCCAAAUGGCUCCGUGUGACGAUAGCCAAGACGAACGUUAUUCCACUAACGAGACAGUGACUGCGUCAGAGAGUCGUCGACAUAAAGAAAGCGCUAAAUAUUGGCGAUGGGCUUAUCGCAAGAUUAAUCAGCUCGAUAGGCUCGAUUUACCUACAACAGCAACGUCAGAUGAUGAGAAAUGGAUGCGCAAAUUUGACGUGCCUCAACUUCAUUCGAUUCUCGAUGGUUACAUGAAAAUGGUGAAAAAAACCAAAUGGAUGGACAAGAUGGGCAAGGCUUUGCAAUCGAAAUUACUGCGAUCCGUCCUGUCCAGCACAAUCAAACGUCAUUCGACUUCCAUUAAAGGUGGCCACAAUGAAUUAGUCGAACCAAGGAUGGACAUUAGUUUCUGGAAUCUAGUGCCUUGCUAUUCGACUCACACCGAGCCUGGACUUUGCCUAUCGACGGCCAUUUGCGCAGCUAUCGGUGGCACGCCCAGCGGCUCUUGCAUGUACCGCAUGAGUAUGAGCAAAACGUGUUGCAUCAUCAACAAGAUAUUAACUACCUGUUCGGCUAACGUGGUCGCCAACAACACGUACUGGCAAUCGCCUUUGUUCGGGGUCGAUUCCGGAUCGCUUUGCAUCAUGGCGCUACAUUUAAACACGGGAGUCAUCCGCCAAAAUUUGCAGCCCAUUUGUCAAGUUCGGCUCGAUUUCGAUAUGUUUUCAAUCGCCCAACCCAACACGAAUUCCGUUUGCGCCACCGAUGUGUUUAGAGUGUCCGGAUCGUUGAAUCCAGUGCCGCCCAUCUGCGGAGACAAUUCACGUCAACACAUGUAUCUGACCUCGAAAUCAACUGCUCGUAACAUUCAACUCAUCUUCAGCAUCGGUGCGGCGCCAACGAUCGACCGUUCAUGGCGUAUGAAAAUCAGUUUGCUGCCAUGCCACGUCGACUACCUGGCCCCGCCCAAUUGUCUGCAGUACAUCACCGAGAGUACGGGCACCGUUAAAUCGUUCAACUGGAAGGACGUGGCACCCAGUGCAACAUCGCCGAGGCAAUUAGCCGAUCAGGACUACCAAAUAUGUUUCAGGACUGAGUUGGUCGGCACCAAUCAGCAGGUUCCAAACACUCAUUGUUUAACCGAAUGUUCAACAACGAACGGCGGCCUUGCGUUCAGCGUGAGUCGAAUCGGUGCGGACGUAACAAGUAGCGCGGGCGGGACGGGAGUGACGGUGGCCAACGGCCAAUGCGCCAACGACUUUCUGUUCGUACUCGGCGGAUUCGACGUACUGGGCAAUUUCAACGAUCGAUUUUGCGGCAAUCGACUGAAUCCAACGCCCGGCGCUGGCACAUCGACGCCCAUUUGCUCGAAAUUUAAACCUUUCGUCAUUCGAUACGUGACCGAUGGCAGCGAAACUGGCGACGGAAGCAACAACGGAUUUUGUUUGAACUUUGUUCAAUUUUAAACGCGGGAAAAGGUCGUUCGAAUACCCACUUUGUAAAUAAAAAUCUAAUCAAAUCAUAA
Molecule: messenger RNA, 1554 nt
Organism: Daphnia magna
Lineage: Eukaryota; Metazoa; Arthropoda; Branchiopoda; Diplostraca; Daphniidae
Exons: 10
Coding region: 2-1495 (497 amino acids)
Source: RefSeq, a predicted model, not a curated record